CUCUUCCAGGGACGCAAUUAGAAAUGCCACUAGUAGUUGGCCCAGCUACAGCUUCUUCGAUUCUGGCACUGUGUGCUAUAACAAUAUUAGGGGGUGGCAUAUCGAGAAUGUUUGCCCAAAAAGAGAAAAGUGUAAAUGUUAUAACAAUUGGUGAAAGUAAUGAAGAAUUACCGUCUGUGAAGAUAGAGCCUAUGCCUAUUCAUGAAACUUCCACACAGCAAUAUACAUAUAUAUAA
This is a messenger RNA of Racocetra fulgida, 236 nucleotides long. Lineage: Eukaryota; Fungi; Glomeromycota; Glomeromycetes; Diversisporales; Gigasporaceae. The record is from the annotation of a GenBank genome assembly.